This is a messenger RNA of Penicillium chermesinum, 531 nucleotides long. RefSeq lists its product as uncharacterized. NCBI's taxonomy places the organism in Eukaryota, Fungi, Ascomycota, Eurotiomycetes, Eurotiales, Aspergillaceae. The transcript has 2 exons. The record is from RefSeq and is a predicted model, not a curated record. The coding region runs from base 1 to 531 and encodes 176 amino acids.
AUGGCGUUCAUGAAACUUGUGACCAUGGACUCAUGGCAGUCCGAACUUGGCGUCGAGUCGCCUAUCGUUUGCUUCCUCACCAAGGAUCCUGAGCAUGCCGAAUGCCUGAUGGACCUACACCGAAUCAAGUUUGGGGUCAUUUCCACUCGCCCCUAUCGCACCUUAAAGAUCGAAGCCGACAGUCACGACAGCCUGCCUCGUGACUCCGAAUAUCUGCGCUCUCUGAAAGAGCUUGUCGAAGAAGGCCGCGAGCAAGGUUGUGAGGUUAUCCUGGUCACGUCCUCGCGCGGUCUCCAAUGCCACCCGGCCACGUUCGGUGAGAUAUUUUCUCGCCGUGACUAUGAGCCUAGCCACAGUGUCAGAAUCACUGUGGUUGAUGACCGCGCGGGCAAGUUCUACCACGUAGACGGCCAGAAGGCUUAUCAAUGGAUAAGCCAGCGUGGCCUCGUUGGUAACUCCGCCGAGCCACGGACCUUCUUCGGCUUCAUCAAGUCAAUAGGAGGCGCGAAAGAAGAGGACGAGGAGGAUUGA